Messenger RNA from Brassica napus (rape), 4234 nucleotides. Its product is annotated as protein ENHANCED DOWNY MILDEW 2. The coding region runs from base 142 to 4047 and encodes 1301 amino acids. NCBI's taxonomy places the organism in Eukaryota, Viridiplantae, Streptophyta, Magnoliopsida, Brassicales, Brassicaceae. The record is from RefSeq and is a predicted model, not a curated record. The transcript is spliced from 19 exons.
ACACGUUUCUUUAAUCGUUUGUUCUCUCGUCUUCUCUUUUGUUCGCGCUGUGACGAUUCGUCCUCUCUUUUUGAUUCGAUUCCGUCAACUACACAGAGCGAGGAAGACUCAUAGGAGAAUUCUCAAAGUUCAGGGAAAUUGAUGGCGUUCAUUGACGAUGAUGAAGAGGAAGACUCUGUUCCUCAAUCAGCCACCAAUUACUACUUCGAGGAUGACGAUAAGGAACCUGUGUCAUUCGCCUGUCUGCCAAUUCAGUGGAGCCACAAGGAGAAAGUGGACGGAAGUGCAGCUGGUUUGUACUUGAGAGGAACUUCUGACGAUGGUCUUUUGCCUCUGCAUAAGCUUGUCAAGGCUUGGAGGUUCGACCUUUCCAACUUCAGCCCGGAGAUCUCUGUUCUCACGAAGGAUAAUGUCUGGAUCAAGCUUGUGAAGCCGAGGAAGAGCUAUGCGGAGUUGAUAAGAACUGUUCUUGUGACAGUUCACGCUCUUCAGUUUCUUGGGAGGAAUCCUCAGGCUUCUGAUAGAUCUCUCUGGGAGCAUUUGUCUAAGAUUUUCAAGGGAUAUGACGUGAAGCCAUCACAGAAUGAUUUGGUCGAUCACAUUGAUUUAAUCGCUGAAGCUGUUAAAAGAGAUGGAAAAUUGUCAAAAUCCAAGUUUAUACCUGCAUUUCUCUCAAAGAAGCCUACCAAAAAGAGAUUACUUGAUGAGGACAACCCAAAGGAUGAUUUCAUAGUUGAAGAUGACUCAGCUGUAGCUUCCAAUGAAGAUGAAUUGGAUGAUGAAGAAGACGAUGAUGACUAUUUUGAGUCUGUUUGUGCAAUUUGUGACAAUGGUGGCGAGCUUUUGUGUUGUGAAGGAAGCUGCCUGAGAUCAUUCCACGCUACCAGAAAAGAUGAUGUAGAUUCACAUUGCGAUUCUCUUGGCAUGACGAAGAUGCAAGUGGAAGCGAUUCAGAAAUACUAUUGCCCAAACUGUGAGCAUAAGAUCCAUAGUUGUUUUAUUUGCAAGAAGCUUGGUUCCUCUGAUAACUCCAAUGGCGCAGCAGAGGUUUUCCAAUGCGUGUCAGCCACCUGUGGGUACUUUUACCAUCCUCGUUGUGUCUCAAAACGACUACAUUCAGGAAAUAAAGAAGAGGCCGAAGCAUUAGAGAGACAAAUCAUUGCGGGAGAGUUUACGUGCCCAUUGCACAAAUGCAGUGUGUGUAAAAACGGAGAGGUUAAGACUGACCCUGACUUGCAAUUUGCUGUAUGCCGGCGUUGUCCAAAGUCCUACCACAGAAAAUGCCUGCCACGGGAGAUUUCUUUUGAAGAUAUUGAUGACGAGGAUAUAUUUACACGUGCAUGGGCUGGUCUCUUGAACAAUCGUGUACUCAUAUAUUGCCUAGAACAUGAGAUGGAUGAAGAGCUCAUGACACCAGUUAGGGACCAUGUUGAAUUUCCUAUGAGCGAGGAGGAGAAGAGAAUAAAGAUGCUGGAAAGAGAGAGAAGAAAGAUAUCUGCGUUUAAAGAUCUUGCCUCACGAGAUAGAUAUGGACAAGCUUCUGUAAAAUCAUUUAGAAGUUCGUUUCCUUCUUCCAAAGAUGGUGUCUCGACAAAGAAGCAUGGAUUAGUUUCGUCUGUACCAGAUCAUUUGAGGAAACGAAAGGAAGUUGAUCCAUUCAGAAAGUCGAACUUGGUUCGAAACAAAUCCCAGAAGACGAUGGAAUAUGGACAGUCUCGUGAAGCUGGCAAGAAGAAAGUGGAAGUGAAUGAAGCACACGAUGCUGAACAAAGCAAGGUCUCACUGGGUGAGGGCUUGUUUAAUUACAUGCAUGAUUCUAACAUAGUAAAAUCUGGGCGCGUGGUUCCAGUCGACAGCAAACACAGUAAGACCGACUCAUUCUCCUCCAAGGAGUCAGGAAGUGAAAUCCCAAAAUUAGACAAUGAUUCUCAAAGGAGGCUCUUGGCGAUAAUGAAAAAAGCCAAGGAAGAAAUCACUAUGGAUACGAUACUAAAUAAAUACAAAGGUCCAUCUACGUACAGAAGCUCUGCAAUGACUGUUCUUAGCAAGACGAUCACUAUGGGGAAGGUAGAGGGCUCAGUUCAGGCUGUCAGAACAGCACUGAAAAAGCUUGAGGAAGGAGGAAGUAUUGAGGAUGCAAAAGCAGUUUGUGAGCCAGAGGUUCUGAGCCAAGUCUUCAAGUGGAAGGAUAAGUUCAAAGUUUAUCUUGCUCCCUUUCUCCAUGGUGCACGCUAUUCCUCCUUCGGCCGUCAUUUUACUAAGCCCGACAAACUUCAACUGAUUGUAGAUAGGCUCCACUGGUAUGCAGAAGAUGGUGAUAUGAUUGUGGACUUUUGUUGUGGUGCUAAUGACUUUAGCUGGCUGAUGAAAGCGAAGCUUGAAGAAACGGGGAAGAAGUGUUCAUAUAAAAAUUACGAUCUUUUUCAAGCGAAGAAUGAUUUUUGUUUUGAGAAAAGAGAUUGGCUGACUGUAUGCAAAGAGGAGUUGCCACCAGGUCGAAGGCUGAUUAUGGGGCUAAAUCCGCCAUUUGGACUCAAUGCUUCUCUUGCAAACGCUUUUGUUGCUAAGGCUCUUGAAUUUCUCCCAAAGAUUCUCAUCCUCAUAGUUCCUCCCGAGACUGACAGGUUAGAUAAAAAGAGGUCAUCUUAUGUGUGUGUAUGGGAAGAUGAGGAGAUUGUAUCUGGAAAGUCCUUUUACCUGCCUGGAUCUGUCAAUAACGAAGACAACCAGUUAGAAGAAAGCUGGAAUGUUGUUUCACCGCCGCUUUCUCUCUGGAGUCAUCCCGACUUUGCAGCCAAGCACAGGGCAAUAGCGGAGAUGCAUAACCAUUUGCCUAAGGAUGUGGGGAGCUUACAGUUGAAUAAAACUGACGAAGAAGCAAAUGCAUCUUUUCAUCCACUUGGAGCUUCUUCUGAUGGCAUAUGUGAUGAUAAAUCUACAUCAAGAGAUAGUCCAUUUGAAAAUGGUGAGAAUUCCAGAUUGGAAAACGAAGAUGUUCCUAUGGAAGUAGAUGAUGAGCUUGAGGUAGCUGAUUGUGUUAAUAACAUUCUGCUCUCUGAGAAAAUUGAAACACGGGAAACUGCAGCGCAUGUUAAACAUCAGUCGGAUCACUUGUCAAGGAGAAGUCAUCUGGAAAAGGAGAGAGAUAAUACCAGAGACUACUCUGGUAGGAUGCUUGGGAAGAGAAAUGAGAUGGAAGGGGACCGAAGAGAGUUGAAUAGAAGAUCCGAGAGCGUCGAGAUCCCCGAGAUGACAUCUCCUGUGAGGUCUUCAUCAGAUGAUAUAUAUGCCGUCUGCACAUCAAUUUCUAAUGUGUCACCACAAAGAUCUCACGAGCCUGUAGAAGCAUCUCUGCCUUCAAUAUCAAGGAAAAAAAGUAACUUGGGAAAGGAUAUUAGAGAACCUGAGAGUAAGGUGCAGGGCAUUAGAAAACCAGAAGAGAUGCGAAAUCGGCCGACGAGCUCCGCAAGAUCUUCUAGAGAGGACAGCUACACUGUUCGUCCAUCAACAGCUAAUACGAGUGAGAAACCAUAUGAAGCUUUUGAACGAUCUUAUGGUGCAUCCUUAUCCCAUUUCGACGAUGGUCUCGCUGCUAGAUAUGGUUUUGGUGGAGACUACAGGAUGCCGGAUCCUCCAUUGAUACCGGAUCAGUUUCCAUUGGCACCAGCUAUGAGGAAUGGUCCUAACGAGAUGUAUGAUUACCGAGGAUACUCUGACCUCAGCAGAGGAGGGGUUGGUCCUGAAGUGUAUCCGCAGCAGUACGGUGGGCAUUUGGGUCCCAUGUUAGCACCUCCUCCUCCAAAUCUGAUGGACAAUGCAUUACAACAACGUUAUGCUCCUCAUUUUGAUGAAAUGAAUUACCAGAGGAUGGGCUCUUUCCCACCUCAGGCUCCAAUGCAUCCUAGUGGACACAACAACUUCUAUGAUCCUCAGGGCUUUCCGCAGCAACCACCACCUCCUGGAGACUUUGGGAUGAGUCCAAUGGGGUUUGCCCCUGGCCCGAACUACCCUUAUAUGGGUAGAUCUGGCGGUUGGCUUAAUGACUAGAACAGUUCUUGUUUACCUUGUAUUUAAGACAUUAGUAGUUUGGUCGAUCUUUUAUCUCAUCAACUAAAGUUGUAGGAAGACUAGAAGAAGAAAUCCAUAGUUUUUCUAUUCCACUCAUAACUCUUGCUAGUGAGCCUUCUUAUUUUGUUUAAUAUAAUUAAAGAAAGCCAGCUUCCAUUUCUCUUUA